Messenger RNA from Linum trigynum, 2169 nucleotides. Lineage: Eukaryota; Viridiplantae; Streptophyta; Magnoliopsida; Malpighiales; Linaceae. The record is from the annotation of a GenBank genome assembly.
CUGUAAUAGAAAUUACAUUGGUAGGAAUAUAAGCCGAAACGUCUCCCGAUUGGGCGUCCAGUUCCUAUAGAACCUAUCAAUAAAAUACCACUAGAGGGGGAUAGGGCUAAGCGGAGCGAAAAGGGUUUCGGAAUAGGACAACACUCAUCUUGGGGUGGGCUUACUACUUAGAUGCUUUCAGUAGUUAUCCGCUCCGCACUUGACUACCCAGCGUUUACCGUGGGCACGAUAACUGGUACACCAGAGGUGCGUCCUUCCCGAUCCUCUUGUACUAGGGAAAGACAAUUUGUGCGACCAGAUGUACAGACAGAUGGUAUUUUCGUCCUACUGGCCAAUACGGUAGGAGUAGGGUGAGUUUCUUAGACAUUGAUGGGCUAAUACAUUAACCUGCAAUCUGCAUCCCAAAAGGAGAUCGUCAAGACGUCAACCAAACAACCUUACUGUUUUACGUAUUGUAUCGUUAGAACACUCUGAAAUACGAGCGAAUUACCACAAACCAAAAACUCUAAUCCAUAUCUAAUUAGCAUUCAUAAUCCCACUAGGAAACCAAAUCUUCCCUCCCCCCUAUAAUUAAACUAUAUCUUGACACAAACCAAAUAUACUAAUCAUCCUUUUUGACCGGCCGGUAAAACCUGAAAGAGGAACUCUUUACCAAGACCACAAUCAAACGCCGCCAUGAGUUUCUCUUCUCCCGAAUCCACCUCCGCCGCCGGCGCCACUCCCACCCGUGAUCCUCACCGCCGACCGCCGCAUCCACUCCCCGCCGCCCCAAUAUGGUUUUCCCUGCCUCCCGGCCCCUGUUUCAUCGGCCCUCCUAGGCCAAUCCCAAUCCCAAUGCCGCCGGCGAUGAGUCCUCCGCCGCCGCAUUACCACCCACGGUGGCCGCUGCUGCGGCCGAACCCGGUGUGGGUCAAUUGGGCAUUGUACGUCACUCACAUUCGAUCCGCCAUCAGGAACCAAGUGGAGUACUACUUCAGCAGGGAGAACUUGAUCAAAGACUGGUACUUGAGGAAGCACAUGGACGAGCAAGGGUGGGUGGAAAUUGGGUUGAUCGCCGGUUUCAAUAGGGUUUCGCGGCUGACCGGCGACGUCAACGUGGUUGUGGAUGCUCUGAGGAAUUCAAGCGUGGUGGAAGUUUGUGAAGAUAAAGUGAGGAGAAGGGGAGAUUGGUCUAAGUGGGCGAGUGAAGGAUUCGGUCUUUUGAGCAGAGGGAAGGCAAUUCAUUAGGGAUGUUGGACCUAACCUUGAGAAAGAUGGGAUGGGAGAAGAAAGCGUAACGAGUCAGAAGAAAAAAUUGCUUGGUUUGAAGGGGCCCCAUAAGAGCAAAGAAAGCACUUUCGAGGCUCUGUUUGUCGAAUCAUUGAAUUGCGCUCUGGCUUUCUUUCCCGGUUGGUAUCAGCCAAGUGCACUGAAAUUUCCAGCUAGGGCUUAAUGAGGAUUAAGGAGGCCUAGCUCCUCUGUUUUCUCUGGUUUUAGUGUAAGAAAAUCUCAAGUAAUCAGUAACUAGCAAGUAAGUAGUACUAUCAUAUUUAAGUUAGCUGUCAAUGAAAGAAAAUCAAUGUUGUCAACCCGUGGGUUGACCCGGACCCAAUCGAGUUAGUGGGUCAAGGGUUAAUGGAUCAACCGUUUUAGCUCGGUUUGGCCCGGAAAUAUGGAAAUAGUCAUUAUAUUGUACUUAUCCUUAUAAAUUAUAUCAAAUCUUAUCUAACAUAUGAGUUAUAACAUAUAAUAUUACACCAAAAUAACAUAUCGUACUUAGAUCCAGCAUUAAGUGAAAAUUCACACACACUUAUAUACCAUCAAUAUUCAAAUAUUCAACUUAGGAUUCCAAAGAUUGAGUUAGGCGAAAAGAAAAAUCGGAAAAUAGGCGCAUUUUGCAACCAAAGAAAAAUUUGACACAAUUUGACCCAUCAACCCGGUACCUUGUAGCGAUCGAUUCGGGGGGUGCGUGCGGCCCGUUUUUCUCACCGUGUCAGGGUCAAAGUGGGUCGACCCACGGGUCAACUCGCCGGUUGACAACCUUGAAGAAAACUGUCUAUCCUAGAGUGCAUUCCGUUUCGAUGUUUUGUAUCAAUCGCAUGUUAUUGUAUGAAUUUUUUUUAUUACAAAAACAAUGUUUGGUUUACUGUAUUUGUGCUAGAAAUUGAAUAAGAAAAGUGAAAAUUGUAC